UCGGGUAUGCUUUUGUCCCGGACUUAUCGACAACUUCCCAGUCAGCGCAACUGCUCAUGCUUACAAAUGAGAUACCUGAUGAAUUGACAGUAUAAAAUGCUCGAAACAAGGUGCAGAAUUCGGCAACCUCACAUCCACAUCUUCACCUCGCCUUCAGAAUUCUCUUUCUGCUCUCCAUAAUGGCCCCUUCUGCUUACAACAAGCUCCAGAACAAGCAUGUUCUCAUCCUUGGAGGAAGUUCAGGGCAUGGUUAUGCCGUGGCAGAUGGCUCUCUCGCUUCUGGAGCCAAGGUCACCAUUUCCUCCUCUUCUCAGACCAAAGUUGAUGCUGCCGUUUCUCGUCUGAAAUCAGACUACCCCUCCCAAACAGACACGAUUGUCGGCUUCCCCGCUGACCUCUCCAACCCAAUCACGGUGGAAGACGACCUUGAUGUCCUGUUCAAGAAAGCCGAGUCUACCCACGUCGCAUCUCGAUACCUGCCCAAGGAGAACACUUCCAGCAUCACCAUCACCAGCGGGUCUGUGACAAAGAAGCCGGCGAAAGGGCGGACCCUGAUGAGUUAUUAUGGCGGCGGACUCUCCACUUUGGCCAAAGCGCUCGCUGUUGAUCUCGCGCCGAUCAGGGCGAACGUGGUUCAACCUGGCUAUGUCGAGACAGGACUCUGGACGGAAGAGCAGAAGGCAUCCACGGCCAAAGCUGUCGCCAAAUCAACGCUCACGGGGGUGCCCGCUAAGGGCGAAGAUGUUGUGGAGGCGUAUCUGUGGUUGAUGAAGGACAGCAACGUGACUGGAGCAACGGCGGAGACGGAUUCUGGUGGGCUGUUGGCUUAA
This is a messenger RNA of Podospora pseudopauciseta, 830 nucleotides long. RefSeq lists its product as uncharacterized. Bases 180 to 830 code for a protein of 216 amino acids. The transcript has 2 exons. Gene Ontology annotation, molecular function: oxidoreductase activity. The record is from RefSeq and is a predicted model, not a curated record. Lineage: Eukaryota; Fungi; Ascomycota; Sordariomycetes; Sordariales; Podosporaceae.